This is a messenger RNA of Sceloporus undulatus (fence lizard), 1860 nucleotides long. RefSeq names its product serine protease 27-like. Gene Ontology annotation, biological process: proteolysis. The transcript has 11 exons. Lineage: Eukaryota; Metazoa; Chordata; Lepidosauria; Squamata; Phrynosomatidae. The record is from RefSeq and is a predicted model, not a curated record. The coding region runs from base 1 to 1860 and encodes 619 amino acids. Gene Ontology annotation, molecular function: serine-type endopeptidase activity.
AUGAUGACCAUUCGAUUUGUGCCUUUUUUGCUGACCAUAUGGCUGCUCCAAUUUACUCCAGCACAAGUUUGUGGACAACCAGUGAACUCUCCACGGAUUGUUGGCGGACAAGCAUCCUCAGAUGGGGCAUGGCCCUGGCAAGUCAGUGUUCUACAGUCUGGCUAUCACAUUUGUGGAGGCUCUCUCAUAGACAAGGAGUGGGUGUUGUCGGCAGCUCAUUGCUUCUAUGACGCACUAUUCCCUGGCCAAUAUAAUCUGGUAUUUGGUGCCUAUCAGCUCUUAAACCUCUCCAACAAUGUGGACAUCACCUAUGUGAGAAACAUUAUCCUCCAUCCUGCCUACAAUGGUAAAGCUGGCUCCAGAGGGGAUAUCGCUUUAAUUCAACUCCUGUCUCCUGUGAAUUUCACCAACAACAUCCUCCCAGUUUGUCUGCCAGAAUCAUCUGCAAACUUCUAUACAAACAACAAUUGCUGGGUCACUGGAUGGGGACAUAUACAGUCUGGAGUGGCAUUAGAAAAGCCAUGGACCCUCCAGGAAGUGAAUGUGCCCCUCAUCAACCAAGGAAUCUGCAACAUACUUUAUAAUAGUGCUCCAGUUGAACAUAUGACCUGGAAUCCCAUCAAGCCUGAUAUGUUCUGCGCUGGUUAUGCAGAAGGUGGUAAGGAUUCCUGCCAGGGUGACUCCGGGGGACCUUUGGUUUGCAAAGUUCAAGAAGGAUGGACCCAGGCUGGGAUUGUGAGUUGGGGAAUAGGCUGUGGCCAGCGCUACCACCCUGGUGUCUACACUUCAGUGUCUUACUAUGCCAACUGGAUUGAUGAUAUAAUGCAUGGUAGAAAUACAAAUAGUGGUUCAGAAAAUGAUGGACCAGAAAAUAAUGGGUCACAAAACAUACCUCUUGUAGCCAUCUUUAUUCUUACUCCCUUGCUGGCCCUCUUGAUCAUGGAAGCUAAAGCAGGGGAGACCAUGACAAUUGUACCUUCUCAGCUGGUGGUGUGGCUGCUGCAGCUCAUGAUACUACAAGGCGCUGUUAGUGCAGAAACAGCCUGUGGGGAGCCAGUGACUUCUCCACGAAUUGUCGGAGGGCAACCAGCUAACAAUGGCGAAUGGCCCUGGCAGGUCGGCAUUUACAUAAAUGGUGCCCAGGCUUGUGGAGGCUCCCUCGUAGCCAAUCAGUGGGUGGUCUCUGCUGCUCACUGCUUUCUAGAAGAUGGUGAAUAUAAAGUUCUACUGGGUGCCUAUCAGCUCUCAAACCCCUCAACCAACAUGCUGGAUUCUAGUGUGCAAAAGGUUUUCUCACACCCUGACUACAAUGGCCAUGAUGGCUCCCCCGGUGACAUUGCUUUAGUCCAGCUGACCUCCCCAGUGAAUUUCACUGACUACAUCCUCCCUGUCUGCCUGCCAGAUGCCUCCAUACAGUUCUCCUCAGAAUCAAACUGCUGGGUCACUGGGUGGGGACAAACUCAAGAAAACGUGAAUUUGGGGGCUCCAGGGACUCUUCAGGAACUGCAGGUGGAUUUCAUAACCCGAGACACAUGCAAUGCUCUCUAUAACACAAACCCAACAGCUGAAAUUGGCACGAAUCCUAUCCUGCCUGACAUGAUCUGCGCUGGUUACUCCGAAGGUGGAAAAGAUGCCUGCUGGGGUGACUCUGGGGGACCCUUGGUUUGCCAACUCAAUGGAAUUUGGAACCUGGCUGGGGUUGUAAGCUGGGGGGAUGGUUGUGCCAGGGCCAAUCGCCCCGGUGUUUACACUUCAGUGACUUACUACGCUGGUUGGAUCCAAGCAACAAUGGAUGAUGGACUGACCAGCACACCCGCCAUCACCCUUCUCUUGGUGUCUCUUGCAGUAGCCCUCUUGUGA